Messenger RNA from Capsella rubella, 1338 nucleotides. RefSeq names its product protein AAR2 homolog. The record is from RefSeq and is a predicted model, not a curated record. Lineage: Eukaryota; Viridiplantae; Streptophyta; Magnoliopsida; Brassicales; Brassicaceae. Bases 40 to 1233 code for a protein of 397 amino acids. The transcript has 14 exons. Gene Ontology annotation, biological process: spliceosomal tri-snRNP complex assembly.
CGGAAAAAGUAGCGAAGAAGAAGGAGGAGGAAGUGUGUGAUGGAUUCUGAGAAAGCAUUAGAGCUAGUGAAGCAUGGAGCUACGCUUCUAUUUCUCGACGUUCCUCAGCAUACACUUGUUGGAAUCGACACUCAGAUUUUCUCAGUUGGACCAGCUUUCAAAGGGAUUAAGAUGAUACCUCCUGGGAUUCACUUUGUAUUCUAUAGUUCAUCAACCAGGGAUGGUAAAGAGUUUUCACCAACCAUUGGCUUCUUUGUUGAUGUUGGGACUUCUCAGGUUAUUGUGCGCAAAUGGAAUCAGCAAGACGAGUGGUUAGGAAAAGUAUCUGAAGAAGAGGAAGAGAGAUAUUCUCAAGCAGUCAGGUCUUUGGAGUUUGACAAACAUCUUGGCCCAUACAAUUUAAGUAGAUAUGGAGAAUGGAAGCACCUAUCUAAUUACAUUACGAAGGAUGUUAUUGAAAAAUUUGAGCCACUUGGAGGAGAAAUCACAGUCAUCUAUGAAUCUGCUAUUCUAAAAGGUGGGCCUAAAACAGCAAUGGAAAAAGCACUUGAUGCACAGAUGAAGAAAGGCAAGUUUAAGGCAUCAUCUACUGAGGAACCAAAAGAGAAUAGGUUUUACUACACUUCUAUUCCUCGGAUUUUAAAGCACAAGGGAAUGUCUGGGCAGGAGCUGACCUCUAUGAAUCAUGACAAGACUCAACUGCUAGAAAGUGUAUUGUCAAAGGAGUACAAAGACUCGGAAGACUUACUUCUUGGAGAGCUACAAUUUUCUUUUGUAGCAUUUCUGAUGGGACAGUCUCUUGAGUCCUUCAUGCAGUGGAAGUCCAUAGUUAGUCUUUUAAUGGGCUGCAUCCAUGCGCCUUUUCACACAAGGAGUCAACUAUUUACAAAGUUCAUCAGAGUCAUCUACCAUCAACUAAAAUAUGGACUACAAAAAGAGAGUAGUGAUCCUGAGAUGGGCGUUCAUGCACUUCUUGAUGAUUCUUGGCUAGCUUCCGAUAGCUUUCUGCAUUUGCUUAGCAAGGACUUUGUUGCACUAGUGGAAGAGGCAUCUGUAGUUGAUGGAGAUUUAUUGUCGUGGACAAGGAAGUUCAAAGAGUUGCUUGAAAACAGAUUAGGAUGGGAGUUUCAGAAGAAGAGCGAAAUUGACGGGAUUUACUUUGAGGAAGAUGAUGAGUAUGCUCCUGUGGUUGAGAUGUUGGAUGAAAGUCAUGAAGAAUAUAUGGUCACUUAGACGAUGGUGAUCGAUGCAGCCUGUCUUCAUAGCUUCUUCAGCUUUUGACCUCUCAAGCCAUUCCAAAAAGCAGCUGCGUUGAUAGCUUUUUUGCCAGGAAGCUGG